Erigeron canadensis is the source of this 1335-nucleotide messenger RNA. RefSeq lists its product as uncharacterized. Gene Ontology annotation, biological process: DNA repair; telomere maintenance. The record is from RefSeq and is a predicted model, not a curated record. Gene Ontology annotation, molecular function: DNA helicase activity. The coding region runs from base 1 to 1335 and encodes 444 amino acids. Lineage: Eukaryota; Viridiplantae; Streptophyta; Magnoliopsida; Asterales; Asteraceae. The transcript has a single exon.
AUGGUCUUCCUUAUCUUUCAAAAGAUUUUUUUCAAUCAGCGGUUACGAUUACGGAAUCAAGAAGUCAUCUUUACUGAUGAGGAGAUUGAAAAUUUCACCCUCCAAAAGAUAGAGACAAUAUUAAAUGCUAAUAAUAGGUCGUUGAGCAAUUUUCCAGGCCUUCCCCAAGUUAAUCAUGAACUGAUUCAAUUCGGAAGAAACAAACUGAUAGCCGAUGAAAGAAGGUACAUGGUCAACGAAGAAAGGGAUUUAUGGUCCACUUUGUAUAGUGGAUUAAAUACAUCGCAAAAGGAAGUGUAUGAUAACAUCAUGCUAUCUGUAGAUGCCCAAAAUAGGGGCCUUUUUUUGUUUAUGGAAGUGGUGGUACCGGUAAAAACCUAUUUGUGGAGAACAAUUAUAGCUCAGAUACGCUCCCUUGGGAAAAUUGUAUUAUUUGUUGCAUCUUCUGGUAUUGCAUCAUUGGUGUUAUCAGGCGGCCGAACAUUACAUUCAAGGUUUCGUAUACCUGUAGAAAUUGACAACGAAUCGUGUUGUGGAAUUGAUGUCAUUUCAGAUCUUGUUGAGUUAAUCCGAGUGUCAGAACUAAUCAUUUGGGACGAGGCUCCUUUACAACAUAGGCAUGCUUUUGAAUCAGUUGAUAGAACUUUUCGAGAUAUUUGUAAGCUGGAUAAACCCAUUGCUGAAACCCAAGUGCUUGGUGGAAAAGCUAUGGUUCUUGGGGGUGACUUGAGACAAAUUUUACUGGUCAUCAAAAAUGCACGGAGGGGUGAUGUCGUUGUUGCAUCUGUAAACAAGUCAGCUGCGAUAUGGGGUAGUUGUAGAGUAUUCGUUUUAUCUGUAAACAUGAGGCUUUGUGAUCCAUCGCUUGAUGUUGCAGAUGUGGAUCAAAUGAUGUGUUUUAACAAAUGGUAUUUAGACAUGGGGGAUGGUACUCUUCUUGCUAUCAAACUUGCCCAUGAAGACGAUGCUACAGGGAUUACCAUUCCAGAUGACCUUUUAAUUCCCAUAUCAGAUAACCCUACCACUGCUAUUGUGUCAAGUACAUACCCUGAUCUUUCAAACAUAAUCAACGAUAUUGAGUACUUGAAAGAGCGGUGCAUCCUCUGUCCAACUAAUGAUGUCGUUGAUCAAAUUAAUUCUCAUGAACUUAAAACCACGCCAUCUGAUUUGGUGGAAUUGUAUAGUACGGAUGAGAUAUGUCCCACCACAGAAAACUUGGAAGAAAUGAAGAUCAUGUACCCGCCUGAAUUUCUUAAUACGUUGCGAUUUUCUGGGGUUCCAAAUCAUAAGCUUGAGUUAAAGGUCGGUGCCCAAUCAUAUUAUUACGUAAUAUAA